AUGUUCGUCCGGUCUGUUUCUCGGGCUGCUGCUCGCAGCUCUGCCAUGCCCACCACGGCCAUUCGCUCCUACCGCACGGUUCCUAGCCCAAUUGCUUGCCUGAACGCUCGUCCUCAGCCUCAGCAGAAGUCCAUUGCUUCCCAGCAGACCCGCGCCUCUUCCGAGCACGCCAUCUCGAAUCCCACACUCGCCGGUAUCGAGAAGCGCUGGGAGGCCAUGCCUCCCCAGGAGCAGGCCGAAUUGUGGAUGCAGCUGAGGGAUCGUAUGAAGGUUGACUGGCACCAGAUGACUCUGCAGGAGAAGAAGGCUGCCUACUGGAUUGCUUUCGGUCCUCACGGCCCUCGUGCGGCUCCCCCCAAGGGCGAGGGCAUGCGAAUUUUCUGGAAGGUCGCUCAGCUGACCCUUGCCUCCUUCGCCGUCUUCUACGUGAUCCAUCUGUUCGCCAAGCCCCAGCCUAAGACCAUGUCCAAGGAGUGGCAGGAAGCCUCCAACGAGUACGCCAAGCGCGAGAACAUCAACCCUCUCUACGGUAUUAGCAGUGAGGGCUACGAGGGCAAGGGCUUCGUUCAGAGCCCUCCUGCCGAGAAGAAGUAG
Molecule: messenger RNA, 594 nt
Organism: Aspergillus udagawae
Lineage: Eukaryota; Fungi; Ascomycota; Eurotiomycetes; Eurotiales; Aspergillaceae
Product: cytochrome c oxidase subunit IV family protein
Exons: 3
Coding region: 1-594 (197 amino acids)
Biological process (GO): mitochondrial electron transport, cytochrome c to oxygen
Source: RefSeq, a predicted model, not a curated record